Messenger RNA from Oldenlandia corymbosa var. corymbosa, 2553 nucleotides. The record is from the annotation of a GenBank genome assembly. Lineage: Eukaryota; Viridiplantae; Streptophyta; Magnoliopsida; Gentianales; Rubiaceae.
GCCCCCCAAAAAAUAAAAAUAAAAAGCUCAAAACAAACGUCAAAAAAAAUGACUGAGUGAACGCUGAAUGCGGCCAUUACAAGCUUCCAAAAAAUUAUGGCCAUUCCUUAAUUCCCCUCCCCCUUCAAAAUCUCAUCAUCAAACUCCUCUUAUAAAGAGGGCUCAAUCCAUUUCCUUCAGUAGAGGCACAGAUUGAAGAGCAUAAAGGGAACCAAAAAACCCCAAAAAACAGAAAAAAUAUAGAAAACACCCAAAAAAAGAAAAAAAAAGAAAAAGAGAAAUGAAAAAAAUUUCCCCCAACCCCCAAAUGGAUAGGAGGAAAAUAUCAUUGGUUGCUACUCUUGCGGUGUUUCUGUACGGCCUCUCUGCAUCAUUGAUUGUUAACGCCGAAGAUCCAUACCUGUUCUACACCUGGAAUGUGAGCUAUGGCACCCUUUCCCCAUUGGGUGUCCCUCAGCAAGUCAUUCUGAUCAACGGCCAGUUCCCGGGUCCUCGGAUCAACGGCACCUCCAACAACAACGUUGUCGUUAACGUCUUCAACAACCUUGAUGAGCCUCUCCUUUUCACAUGGAAUGGUAUCCAACAGAGGAAGAAUUCUUGGCAAGAAGGCCUUUUGGGCACCAAUUGUCCCAUCGCCCCUGGCACCAACUUCACCUACCAUUUCCAGGUCAAGGAUCAGAUCGGAAGCUACUAUUACUACCCCACCACCUCCUUGCACCGCGCGGCCGGAGGCUACGGCCCUUUAACCGUCGUCAGCCGUGACCUGAUCCCCGUCCCCUUCGACGCCCCUGAGGCCGAUUACACCAUCAUGGCCGGCGAUUGGUACAGCAAGAGCCAUGUUGCGCUGAAGAAGCAAUUGGACAGCGGGUCGGCGUUGGGAAGACCCGAUGGCGUCUUGAUCAACGGGAAAUUCGGAAAGGGAGACGGAGCCGAUGCGCCCAUGUUCAACAUGACCCCUGGAAAGACUUACAGGUACAGAGUCUGCAAUGUUGGGAUGAAGAAUUCCCUGAAUUUCAGAUUCCAGGGACACAAGAUGAAGCUGGUUGAGAUCGAAGGAUCACACACUGUUCAGAAUAUGUAUGAUUCCCUGGAUGUGCAUUUGGGACAAUGUAUCUCUGUUUUGGUCACCGCUGAUCAGGCACCAAAAGAUUAUUUCUUUGUUGCUUCAACCCGAUUCACCAAAGAAGUUCUUACUUCCACAGCCACCAUCAGAUACAUUGGCGGAAAGGGCCCUGCUUCGGACGUGAUUCCGACUGCCCCGACCGGAACCAACGGAAUCGCUUGGUCGAUGAACCAGUUCCGAUCAUUCAGGUGGAAUUUGACAGCCAGCGCAGCCAGGCCUAACCCACAGGGAUCAUAUCACUACGGACAGAUCAACAUCACCCGCACAAUCAAGAUCUAUAACUCGGCCGGCGAAGUCGAUUCCAAGCUCCGUUACGCCGUCAACGGCAUCUCCCACGUUGACGGAGAGACCCCAGUGAAGCUCGCUGAGUACUUCGGAGCCGCAGACAAAGUGUUCAAGUACAACCUGAUGCUGGACCAGCCCGAUGUGGCCUCCGUCACCGGAAAGAAAGUCGCCAUCAAGCUCGCUCCCAACGUCGUCAAUGCCACCUUCCGCAACUUCGUUGAGAUCGUCUUCGAGAACCACGAAAAGAGCAUCCAGUCCUGGCACUUGGACGGAUACUCUUUCUUCGCCGUCGCGUAAGUCAAUUUGAUUAUUCAUUUCCUGAAUUUGUGUCUUUUCGCCCCCCCAACUUUGCUGACAAUGUGGAUCAAAUUUGAUGGGAAAAAAAAACAGAACGGAGCCCGGAACCUGGACACCAGAGAAGAGGAAGAACUACAAUCUUCUGGACGCAAUCAGCAGGAACACAAUCCAGGUGUACCCAGGAUCAUGGUCGGCAAUCAUGCUGACAUUGGACAAUGCCGGAAUGUGGAAUUUGAGGUCAACAUCGUUGGAGAGGCAGUACUUGGGACAGCAAUUCUACUUCAGUGUGCUUUCACCAAAUUACUCACUCAGAGAUGAAUACAACAUCCCCGAUGAUUCUCUCCUCUGCGGUAUUGUCAAGGGCAUGCCACCACCAAAACCAUACACCCCAUAAGCUCCUUUACACCACCAAUUUGUUUUUCUUUGGGGACACUGUAAAACAAACAACAUUUUGGAGGCUUGCCUAGCUAUAUCAUUCUCUCUAACAGACAUUUUUUUUUUUUAUCAUAACACAAGGCAUCAGAACAGGUGAAUGAGUUAGAGUAAUCUUUUUUAAUCAGCAUGGGUUUGGCGCAACAUAUAUAUGAUACAGAGUGCAGCCCUCUUGCAAGAGUUUUGUGAUCAUCAGCAAAAAGAAAAAAUAAAGGAAAAACAAUUAUUGUUUUUAAUUUUCAUUGUUUUUUGGUUGUUGCUUGUAGCUUCUUAUUAUUAUGUAAUACUUCAUUGCUAAUUUAUGAUGUAUCAACUUUAUAUAAAUGCCAAUUCCUCUAUGUAAUCUAUGAUUAUGUUACUAUUCCAUGAAGUGAAAAGAGCAAAAUUUAAUUCAUUCCUGAGCUGCUACUCUUUUG